This is a messenger RNA of Schistosoma haematobium, 660 nucleotides long. RefSeq lists its product as uncharacterized. Bases 216 to 638 code for a protein of 140 amino acids. The record is from RefSeq and is a predicted model, not a curated record. Lineage: Eukaryota; Metazoa; Platyhelminthes; Trematoda; Strigeidida; Schistosomatidae. The transcript is spliced from 2 exons.
AAUUGGAGCUGCCAGGCGCUCUCUUUGGACUGGCGUUAGGGUUCUGUAACUUAUGGACGAGCCAAUCACAUGUAAAGUGAGCUAACUAAAUCUAAGCACAGACUUCAUUCAUCCGCAUGGACGACAACUAUUCUCGCGCUACAGAUAACGCGUCACUAACCAGAACAUCGACAGCUGUCAUUAUCAAAUACGUUUUAUAGUUGUUCACUUGAACGAUGACAAAGCAAAAACACUCUACUAAUGAUGUCACACAUUUUUCACCUGUUCAUCAUCAUAUGAAUUUAUUAUAUCAACAAAUGUCUUUAUUCAUAGACUUAAAACCAACAUUGCAAAAUGAAGCAUUUACAGCAUUGCUAUGCCGUAUAACCUCACAAAAUCUAAAAAUUCUUGGUAGAAAAUCGCAGACACGAUUAUCGUUUGCUAUACGUCGAUCAUUAUGUACUAAAUGCUUAGUUCCAUUACAAUUGUCGGGCAAAAUAAGGGUGAGGAAACGACGUAUUCGUCUGUCAUGUGUAUUAUGUAAUCACCAAUCGACUAUCUCUUAUCCAAUUAAUAAGUGGCGUGUAAGUUAUUCAGAGUCUGUACUACCAGAUUCUUUUUGCUGUAAUGAAACUAUUGAAAAAUCCAAUAAUGAAUAACCAAAAAAGAUAAAAUUUCCAA